Molecule: messenger RNA, 4266 nt
Organism: Tupaia belangeri chinensis (Chinese tree shrew)
Lineage: Eukaryota; Metazoa; Chordata; Mammalia; Scandentia; Tupaiidae
Gene: TTLL4
Product: tubulin tyrosine ligase like 4
Biological process (GO): microtubule cytoskeleton organization; protein polyglutamylation
Cellular component (GO): ciliary basal body
Molecular function (GO): tubulin binding; tubulin-glutamic acid ligase activity
Source: RefSeq, a predicted model, not a curated record
CGCGCAGUGGGUGGCAGGAGGCGGCGGCCGAGUGCGCGGGUCGCGUGGCGCUGCGUGGUUGCCAGGGCACCUGCGGCCGCUCGCUUGCCCAGCAGGCCCAGGGAGGAAGCAGAUGCAGAGUGGAGCCGGCGCCUACCGGGGCGAGCUGGGUGCCCGAGGUGAGGUCCGUCUAUUGGCUCCUAUAGUAAGUUCCUUGCAAGUUGCUGAUUUGGAGGCUCAACUGAUGGUGGAUCCUCUGGACUCCGUCAAAGAGAGCUGACAGACUUCGAGGAUGCAGCUGCUACCGCUAGAGGGGUGUGGCACCGUGGCUGAGCCGGGCCAUGAGGCCGCGUGGCCAUGAUGAGGUGGGCCCCUCAUGGCCUCAGCAGGAACACAGAACUGCAGUGUUGGCCUCCGCCGGGGAAACAGCUUCAAGCAGAGUGGUCCCUCAGGCUCAGUGCCUGCCCCGUCACCUGAGAGACCCUCUGAGGGCAAAGUCUGGUCUCAGGCCCAUCAGCAGGUGAAGCCAAUCUGGAAGCUGGAGAGGAAGCACGUGGGGACACUGUCAGCAGGGUUGGGCCCAGCCGUCUUGGGUGUCCCGCCCCAGCCAGCCUAUUUCCUCUGCCCCGGCACUCUAUGUAGCUCUGGGAACACCACCGUCAUUGCGGGCCCCAGCAACUCCUGUUCCCUGCACUCUCUCCCGGACUUGUUUGGCGGUACCCUGCUCUACCGCCGCUCCAACUACAGGCACAAACCGUACCACCAGCUGGAAUCGUUCUGCUUGCGUUCUAGCCCAUCAGAGAAAAGACCUUUCUCUCUUCCUCAGAAGAGCCUCCCUAUCUGUCUCACUGCCAAUAAGGCCACUUCUUCCACGGUCUUCCCCAUGGCCCAGCCCAUGGCAUCCUCCUCCUCCUCCUCAGAUCCAUACCUCUCACUGGCAGCAGCUGGGGAGAACCCUUCGGGGAAGAGCCUCGCCUCUGCCAUCUCAGGGAAGAUCCCGUCUCCACUGUCCUCCCCCUACAAGCCCAUGCUGAACAACAACGCCUUCAUGCGGCCAAAUAGCACUAAAGUGCCUUUCUCGCAGGUCACUGAGGGCCCGAAGCCACUGUCCUCAGUCAAGGCCCACCCCCUCUCCUGGCACCAUUCUGGGGGUACUGGAGACGGUGCACCUCAGCCUGGUGACCACAAGGUGCCCCAGAACACUGGUACUGUCCUGGAUGAUGCCACUGCCCAAAUCACCCUGUCUACACCCCGGUCCCUCAGCACAGCCACCACCAGUGUUGCCUCCCCCCAGUACAACCGGAAUAACGUAGCUGUGGGGGCAGAGCCAUAUGCCUGCGGCCUGGCCGACAGCUCCAACUUCCAGGCUCCGACUAAGGAGGUUCGGUUCACCGAGGCUGUGAGGAAGCUGACCACUAGAGGCUUCGAGAAGGGGCCGAGGCCAGGCUACCAGUUUGAGCAGUCUUGUUUCAGGAAGCCUAGCUUCCAGUGGAACGUCCUGAACAGGAGCAGGCGGUGGAGACCUCCUGUGGUAGGCCAGCAGCUUCCUCCGGGGGAUGCUGGGCCAGCCGGUCGGGUGUUCCCUGGUGCCUCAGACACCGUGGAGUUGGACGGUACUGUCUUCUGUACCAAACGUAUCAGCAUUCACCUCCUUGCCUCACAUGCCGGUGGGCUCGACCACAGCCCUGCCUGUGGACCUGUGAUUGACCCCUCGCCCCUCGGAGAAGAUAAACCUCCAGUCCUCCCUUCGACCCCUCGACCCUUUGGAGUAGCUGAUGUGGCUCCCCGCCUCUCUUCCAUCCAUCUGGGCCAGCCUGGGAAGGAGGGGCCUGAGGAAGCCAGGGAGCUGGACUCGUCCGCAGGGGAUAACGGUUCAGCUACUGACGUCCAGCCAGAUCAGGCUGAGGCCGAAGAUGUAGAAGAAGAACUAGUGGAUGGUUUGGAAGACUGCUGCAGCCACGAUGAGAACGAAGAUGAGGAGGGCGACUCGGAGUGCUCCUCCCUAAGUGCCAUCUCCCCCAGCGAGUCAGUGGCAGCAAUCUCUCGGAACUGCACGGAGAUUCUGACCAAACCCCUCUCCAAUCAUGAAAAAGUAGUCCGACCAGCCCUCAUCUACAGUCUCUUCCCCAACGUGCCCCCUACCAUCUAUUUCGGCACGCGGGAUGAGAGAGUGGAGAAACUUCCCUGGGAACAGAGGAAGCUGCUGCGGUGGAAGAUGAGCACGGUGACCCCCAACAUCGUUAAGCAGACCAUAGGACGGUCCCACUUUAAAAUCAGCAAGAGAAAUGAUGACUGGCUGGGCUGCUGGGGUCACCACAUGAAGUCUGCUAGUUUCCGAUCCAUCCGGGAGCAUCAGAAGCUAAACCACUUCCCAGGCUCAUUCCAGAUUGGGAGGAAGGACCGGCUGUGGCGGAACCUGUCCCGCAUGCAGAGCCGCUUCGGCAAGAAGGAAUUCAGUUUCUUCCCCCAGUCCUUCAUCCUGCCCCAGGACGCCAAGCUCCUGCGCAAAGCAUGGGAGAGCAGCAGCCGCCAGAAGUGGAUCGUUAAGCCACCAGCGUCAGCACGAGGCAUUGGCAUCCAGGUCAUUCACAAGUGGAGUCAGCUCCCCAAGCGAAGGCCCCUCCUGGUACAGAGGUAUCUGCACAAACCCUACCUCAUCAGCGGCAGCAAGUUCGAUCUGCGGAUCUAUGUUUACGUCACUUCCUACGAUCCUCUGCGGAUUUACCUCUUCUCAGACGGCCUCGUCCGCUUUGCCAGUUGCAAAUAUUCCCCUUCCAUGAAGAGCCUCAGCAACAAGUUCAUGCACUUGACCAACUACAGCGUCAAUAAAUGCCGAGUACCAGGCCAAUGAGGACGAAACGGCCUGCCAGGGCCACAAAUGGGCGCUGAAGGCUUUGUGGAACUACCUGAGUCAGAAGGGAAUCAAUAGCGAUGCCAUCUGGGAGAAGAUAAAGGAUGUCGUCGUCAAAACCAUCAUCUCGUCAGAGCCCUACGUGACCACCCUGCUCAAGACGUAUGUGCGGCGGCCCUAUAGCUGCCACGAGCUCUUCGGUUUCGACAUUAUGCUGGACGAGAACCUCAAACCCUGGGUCCUGGAAGUCAACAUCUCCCCAAGCCUCCACUCCAACUCUCCACUGGACAUCAGCAUCAAAGGCCAGAUGAUACGUGACCUCCUGAACCUGGCGGGUUUUGUUCUGCCCAGCGCAGAGGAUAUUGUUUCGAGCUCCAGUGGCUCCAGCAGCUCCAACAGCUCUGCCACCAGCCUGCCCAGCUCUCCCAAGGACAAAGGUCGAAUGGCUCCGGAACAUUUUACUGCACAGAAGAUGAAGAAAGCCUAUUAUCUGACCCAGAAAAUUCCCGAUCAGGACUUCUAUGCAUCCGUGCUGGACGUCCUGACACCAGACGAUGUUCGGAUUCUGGUCGAGAUGGAGGAUGAAUUUUCUCGCCGUGGUCAAUUUGAACGGAUUUUUCCUUCUCGAAUCUCCUCUCGCUAUCUCCGCUUUUUUGAGCAGCCACGAUAUUUCAACAUUCUCACCACCCAGUGGGAGCAGAAGUACCAUGGCAACAAGCUCAAAGGAGUAGAUCUUCUUCGGAGUUGGUGCUACAAAGGGUUCCACACAGGCGUUGUCUCUGAGUCUGCUCCCAUGUGGUCCCUCCCGACGUCACUUCUGACCAUCCCAAAGGGCGACAUGAUGCUCAAUGCCUUCAGCAAGUUAGAGACAGGCCAGCUGGGGAAACACAGUGCCUCUGAGGGAAACCUCCUGCUCUCUGAAGGUGGGACCACAUCCAAGCCCAAGAAGCCUCAAUCUGGUCUUUCCCCUUUCCCUAAGAAACCCAGUUUCUCAAAGGACAGUGAGGGCACCAGCAAAGAGCCAGGCCUCUCUUCCAAAAUGUUACCGACGAUCAAGUACUCCGGGCGGACUUCACGACUGUCUUCUUCCGCCACAUCCCAGUCAAGCAGUGACUCUCUCCUGGCUGCUGUGAGCCCGUGACUGGCCUCUCUCCACAAGCCCCAGCCCAGGAGCACCAGUGUCAGCUACCUCACAGGAACCGGCCUGCUGACCAGCCUGAACCCCACUCUUCCUCCUCGCCCCUCAUCAGAGUAUUUUUUGAAGUGGUUCAAUUGCAGAGAUGGAUAUCUGGAGGGUUGGAGGGAUUGUGGUCUGGGGAGAAGGUGAGGAAGGUUUGCCCUCUGUCAUUUGUCUGCAUGGCUGGCCCUCAUGUCUCAGCAGAGAAGCCAGUGAUGGCCCCGCAGCCUUAUAAAGCAGGGUUUGGUUUCUGCCUUCA